Molecule: messenger RNA, 2218 nt
Organism: Daphnia carinata
Lineage: Eukaryota; Metazoa; Arthropoda; Branchiopoda; Diplostraca; Daphniidae
Product: transcription factor SPT20 homolog
Exons: 2
Coding region: 785-2194 (469 amino acids)
Source: RefSeq, a predicted model, not a curated record
CCGUAGUCCGUCAACGGACGUGUUUCGGCAUCUACCUGCCAAUUCUUUUUUGUGUUUUCUCUGAAUUUUAUACCUGAAGUCUCUCAAGAGGCUCACCUUUAUUUGAAAAACGCCAAUAGAGGCCAGUGGUAUAGGAGAAAAAAAAAGGAGAAAAAAUCUGGCCGUUAUAGUUUUAUAUUUCCCCCUCUGAGAGAAACAGCGUCGGCUUCUUCAUGUCGGACAGUAGGCCAAAGUGAAGUCAGUGGAACGGCUUCGAAAUCAUUGUCGUGUUUAAAAAAAAAAAAAAAAAAGAAAAAGGAAAACAUUCAAAUUUUUAGGGAAAGAAAACGGUCGAUACUCGUUAGCCCGAGCCAAUUGUGUGUGUGUGCUAUUUCCACUACGGUGGUAUAUAACGUGAUUGCGAUUCAUUACAACAGAUUUUCUUGUGUGUGCUUGUGUGUGUGUGUGUGUGUUUGUUGUGUGUGUGGCUGAACUGAAAAAGCAAAAAGAAAAACUAUUUCCGAAAGAGAAAGAAAAAUAACCGCCGUUUUUUUUAUGUGCCGUGACUUGCGGGAAUCCCGCACGCGCGCUCACGUCAACCCCCAUCCCUCUUUUUCUGUGCUGGUGCAUUAUUUAAAAAAAUAUUUUAAAGUGAACCAAAAUCCCCACCAGCCCUUUUGCAUAGCUGAUUUGCAACAACCCAUUUCGACGUAACCAUCAAAAGGAGAAUACACCACCAGAGUGUGUCUGCGUCUAUGACAAUUGCUACCGGGUCUUUCAACUUAACAAUUUUCUACUUCAAAAGAUGGAAAGCCGGAUCGAGGAAUUGGAGCGGGAACUGAAGGAGACGAGCGAGCAGUUGGCGUUGACGCGGGAGCAACUGCGAUUGCAGAGCAGACGGGCGCGCCAGCUGGUGGCCGCCUGCUCCACCAAAGUCGAAGAAAAGGAACGCGAAAUGAGGAUGCUCCGAGUCCUCAAAGACGGCCAAUUGCAGUCCAUCGUCCGCAAACUGUUGCACUUUGAGAGCCUCUUGCGCCAGGAGCAGAAGCGCGUCGUCGAGAUCGUCCGCCAGAAGGACCAAAUCAUUCGAACGCAAUCGACUGAACUGGACCAACUGAGGCAGGCCAAUCGCAAGCUCCUAAUGGCCGCCAGCCAGGACCCUGACGAUUCAUCCUCCGCCUCUAAUCCAGCCGCAUCCAAAAUGGCCAAACUCGAUCCGGAAAACAAAGAAAACGUUGGCCAAAACGAAUCGCAAACGAAAGCCAACCAACAACAACAAUUGGAGACGCCGUUAGUGACGAAAAUGGUUCGCCGAUUCGAGCCCGCUGUCUCGACUGCCGCCUCGAAAAAACCCGAAAUUCCAAAGAAACCUGCCCGCCUGUUGGCGGCUGUCGCGCCGACCCCGGCCGUUGCGAUCCAGCAACCCGUGACGGUCAGCAAAGGCGUCGUUCGAACCGAUUCGGUCAACGAUCACGGCUACUUUACGCUAGAGAAGCGGAAACCUGUUCGGAUGAGCGUCACUCCGACGCCGGUCCAAGUAACAGAACCCAAGUUGCCGAAUCCGACUCCCCGAGAUCCGCCGUCGGCGGAUCACGUUGCGGAUGAAAUGGAUCUGCGACACAAUUUCGAGGAAUUCCAUCUGAUGGACAGUUUGGAAGAAGAAGAGCAACAGCAACAGCAACAACAACAACAGCAGCAGCUCUUGUUUCAACAACAUUCCGAAACGACCAUCAUGACAACGACACCCCCACGGACGCCCGACCGGAGUAGCGGCGACGGCGCUGAAUGGAACAGCAGCAGCGCCAGCAGCGGCGGCAGCAGCAGUUUGCAGCUAACGCCUCCGCACAACGGCAUGGCCGACUGCACAUCGUUGAGCAUUUGCGCCAGCUCGGUGCAAAUUCUCCCGCAAUUGGGCGACGCGACGCCGACGUCCGGCGUCCAAUUCGAUCGUUUCCUCGACGUCAGCGGUUUAACUCAGAAAUCAAUCUUAACGCCGAGUCGGUUGCUUAGUAACCACAAGAACAUGCUCAAACCCAAGGACGUCAAACAUCGGCACAUGAUCAACAAAGCGACUCACGCUCACGCCCCCAACGCCUUCAACAACUGCCGUUCCAGCGAGUCCCUCCUAUUAUCGGCGGCUGGUGAUUCAGCCCGUUUGCAUCACCACCACCAUUCCACUAAUCAAGUCCGUUACUAUGUCGAACCAUUCCUAUGAAACGAAAGAAAAAACGAAACGAAA